GCCCCUGCCUGCUGAUCACGUGCUCAACUCCGCAGCCGUGUUAUUCCCCGGUGCGUUUGACCAGCACGGCUGCCCUCUGGUCGUGUUCCCAGCAGACAAACAAGACGCGCUCUCCUCGGAGCUCAGCAAAGCAGAAGUGGUGGACUUCAUAAAUUACUUUCUGUGUCUGCACAAUAAGAAGCAGGACAAGGAGAGUUUGGGGUCCGUGGUGGCCGAUCUGAGGCACGCGUCGCUCCUCGCCAUCAGGGUCGUGGCCGAGACGCUGCUCCUGCUCGAGCGGCGCAAGCGGACCCUCCACAGCGUCUACAUAAUUCAGCCCAAAAAGAAGGAGGCCGUCAGGCUGUUGCUGAAGCUCCUCGCUCCCUCAAAGGCGCCCGGCGCCUCGUUCAAGAAAGUGUUCCUGAGAGAAAUCCCGGAGCUCUCCAACCACAUCGACCGGAGCCAGCUGACCGCGGCGCUGGGCGGCUACCUGAUCUACUGCCACCGCAGUUGGGUGGCCUUCAUCAAGGAGAUCGACGAGUUCCUCCAGGAGUUCCUGUCCGUGGUCCAGCGGCUGCCCUCCUGCAUCUCCACCCUGCAGGCUCUGGCCAGGCUGCCGCCGCCCUCCACCUUCGGCGAGCUCCGACGCUUCUGCUCCACCAACGAAGCCGAGUUCCAGCAGCUCAGGAGGGCGCUGGGGCUGGACUCUCUGCUGACGCACUGUGAGAGCGUCGUGGAGAAGCUGCGUUACCCGGAGAAGGAGCCGAGCUACCGGGCGAUGGCCGGCACGGCGCUCUUCACCCACACCGCCUUCGACAUGCUGCAGAACCACAGCCGGAUCUUUGCCGCCGUGGAGAAAGUGGACCUGCUGUGGCAGCAGGCCUUUUGUAAGGCCCGCCUCCACUUACAGGUGUUCCAGCUGCGAGAGGAUGCUCUGCAGAUCACAGAGCAGAUCAAAACUCUCCUUCAAGAGAAGCUCCAGCCUUACAAAAUAGAGAUUGCCAAGGAUGCUGCGACGGCGGUGAUGUUGGUGUCCGAGUUUGAGGCGUCCAUUCACAAGCCUGCCAUGGCGCUCGUUCUCUGUGCUGAAGACGUGACCCACACGGUAGCGGAGAUCCUGCUGUAUGAGGGUCAGACCAAGGAGCGCUGGGUCCUGGAUGUGGAGAGGCUGAAGGAGAAGCUCCGCUCCGCCGUGAACUUCAUUCUCCAAACCCUCAGAGCGGUUUCCAGCUACCACCGUCACUACAACAGGGCCAGCAGCUGGUACCACCAGGUCCUCUGCGAGAACGUCCUCCAGCUGCUGCUGUCCGGAGUCAACGGGGACGGCGCCCAGAGGAGGAACUGGGGCGCGAUCCCCGCGUGGAGGUACAAGACGUCCACGUUCCUGAAGAAGAGUCCGCCUCCAGACACGGAGCAGCUGGUUCAUCUGGCUCAUCUGGCGAAGGCCGUCCCGGAUGACGAGGUUCAGGAGGCGGGCAAGCGGAUGUCUCAUCGGUGCAUGACCCUGAGGAAACUGCUGAUGAGUUCGGGGCCCGUGGCCGUCGGACACCUCCAGCUGGCGUUGCAGUGGCAGUACGACCUGCUGCGGCGCGGCCGCGUUGACCACCGCGGCGCCACGAGCGGCGCGUCUGAGGGCGCUCGGGACGUCGGGGGAUGCGAACGUGGUCGAGAGGCGGCCUCGCUUCCGGCAACGUCCCCUCCCUCCCUCCCCUCCCUCAGCUCAUUCGACUCGGGCUUCGACGGAGCCGGGAGCAGCCGGGCGGAGGCGUGGGGGGACGGAGCCCGGACCGGGGACUCGGUGGAUUUGAGGCCGGCUCACGCCAGGUCUCGCCAAGGGAAUGGCCCCAGGGUUUCGGACUGUGAGGACGCGGUCUCUGGGGGGAGCUCCCCCCCGGGGGCCAGCAUCCAGAUCGUCCCCAGAGUAACCGCGGAUUCCCUCAACCUGGAGAUCAAAGUGAAGCGCUCGGCGCCGCCGCCCAACAAUCCGUGGCUCAGCUUGCCGGUUGACGAUCUGGAAAACUCGUACACGGUGACCAUCACGCAGAACCCGACGCCGCGGGAGCCGCGAUCCCACGAUGCCGCCGACCGGUCCGACGGGCCCGCGCAGACGGAGGUUGUGAGCGAGGACUGGACGGCGCACUCGCAGAGCGGUUUGGAGGAUCCUGAACUGAGUCCCGUUCGCUGCGUCCUCUCCAGCACCAUCACAGAUGGAAGGGACAAGUCCAUCUGCAACACAGAGGGGAUUCCUACUCUCCUCUGGGACUCGUACGACCUCCACGACCAGAAUCAGGACGCUGUGGAUGGUGAGAUCGAUAUCUCCCUAAAUGACUGGCAUGUGAAGGAGCAGGAGGAUCUGAGGGCGGUGGAACAGAUCCUGGACCGGGCCGACGACAUCCUGGAGAGAGAAGAACACGUUCUGGCUCAGGAGGCCGUGCUGGACGCCCUGCUGAGGUCGGAGGACGGGCACCAUCAGUGGCCGCCGUGGAACAGCGAGAGCCAGCUCGGGGUGAUGUCGUCUAGUGAGCUGGCUGAAGCCGGUGUCCUCGGCCUCGAGGAUUACCAUGACCCUGCAGAGUCCGACCACCUCGGUGAGCCCGGGUCUGCAAGCGAAACCGAGGCUUCUGAAGCCGCCUCGGGAGCGUUUCACAGCGGGCCGGACCUGCUGACGGAGCUCAGGAAAGUCCACAUCCUGGAGGAGCUGAUCAUGCGGGAGAACCUGCUGAUCCGCGAGUUCCGAAGCCGCGACGAGGAACCCUCCGCGGGCGAACCGCCGGAUGCAAACGGGCCGUCGAGUACGAGCCGAGAGAGGGAGGCUUUUCAGCUACAACUGGAAGAGGAGGAAAGGGAGGUGGAGAAGCUGGAGAAGAGUUUGGACAAAGAACGUAGAGCGGAGCGCCACAAGGACGAAGCCAGAAAGGUUGUAAAAUGUUCCGUGAUGGAGAAGGAUAGAAGUGAGACGAGGGAGGACCGAGCCCUCUGCGAUGAGCUUUUAUCAGGUAGCUGCCGGUCACAGGGGACGCAUUCGACGCCUCGGGAGACGUGUAGAACUGAACCUCUUCAAUCGGCGCCGGGUUCCGACGUCCUUUGGCGACGUCGGAACACGACGGCGACGCCGCGAGACUCUGAGCGCCCUCCGGACUGUCGGGACGACGAUCGCUCGUCGGCGUUUAAUAAAACCGCCUCCGAUCUGAAGGAGGCUCCCGAAGAGGCGGGCCUCCAACCUCAGGGAUGCAUCUAUGAGAGCAAAUCGGACGAAUCUCGCGAAGAUGCUGCUUCGCCCUCUCGAAUGAGGCCAGAUGUCGGGGGGUUUGACCCAGGAGGGAAAUUGCACCUCCCUCCUGAACCCGAGCCCGGCAGCGCUCCACCUCCUGUGAACCUCGCCGAGCUCGAACCUCCUCCUCCUCCUCCUCCUCCUCCCACGGAGCUGCAGGAUCCAGCCCGGCCCGCCGUCGCUUCUGUGCAACUCGAUGCACAGCCUGAGACUGCAGCUCCAGCCGUCAGUCACGACUUUGAUGUCAAUCCAAAUGUGAAGGAACACGGCGGCGGCAACAACAACAACAACAACCAUCCGCUCACAGAAAAAUGCAACGUUUCAUUAGACCCCUUGUCGGAGGAUGCGUCCGAAGUACCUGCGUGUUUGCUAGCAACAGAUUUGCAGCCAGCAGAAGACGUCCAGACUUUAUCUGCUUCACUUCAUGAGCAGUCGGCGCCGCCUCCUGACCGGCCUCUGGGGUUUGACCUCGGUGGGAGAGUCGAGCGGCGUGAAGGCUUUGCCAAUGGGGUCCAGAGCUCCGAGGCCAUGAGGAUAUCUGGGUCGCCUGGGAUUCAGGCCCAGCUUAACCUCAACACGAGAGAGAUGACGGAUUUCAAGACCCCCAUAGUCCUGGAUACCGGGUCUGGUUUGAUGAAAGCAGGAUUUGCAGAUCAAGACCUCCCAAACAUUAUAUUCCCAACCAUCAUUGGGUUGCCAAAAUACGAGGAAAUAAUGAACGGUAACCUUGAAGGGGAGAGCUACAUCGGACACGAGGCCCAGCACAUGAGAGGGGUCCUGGCUCUGAAGCAUCCCAUUAAGAACGGGAUCAUUCGUAACUGGGAUGAAAUGGAGAAGAUUUGGCAUCACACGUUCCAGCAGCUGUGUGUGGAACCGGACGAUCACCCCGUCCUGCUGACCGAGGCGGCCAUGAACCCCUCGGAGAACCGCCAGCGCAUGGUGGAGAUCAUGUUCGAGUGUUUCAACGUUCCCUUCACCUACGUGGCCAUGCAGGCGGUGCUGGCGCUCUACGCCGCGGGGAGAUCGACGGGUGUGGUGUUUGACUCCGGAGACGGGGUGAGCCACAGCGUGCCCGUGUUUGAGGGUUACUGUCUACCGCAUGCCGUGCAGCGCUUCCCUCUGGCUGGCGCAGACGUUACGUUGCAUCUGAAAAAGCUUCUGCAGGAACAAGGGGUGUGCAUGCGCACAACGGCUGAGAUGGAGAUCGUGAGGGAGAUGAAGGAGAGCUGCUGCUGUGUGGCCGUCGACUAUGAAGCCGAGCUGAGGCGGGGGGGCGCGUCCUGCAGAGAGAUGCAUUACAGCAUGCCGGACGGACAGGUUGUCACACUCGGCACGGAGAGGUUUAGGGCCCCCGAGAUUCUCUUUAAACCCGAGCUGAUUGGACGGGACCAUUACGGGAUGCACGAGAGUGUCUUCAAGUCCGUCCUCGGCUCGGACAUCGACCUGCGGCGCUGCUUCCUGAGAAACAUCGUGCUGUCGGGUGGGAACACUCUGCUGCCGGGCCUGCCCGAGCGGCUCCAGGCUGAAAUCGGAGGCCUUGUCCCCGCCGACGCGAGGGACAGCGUUCGCGUCACCGGCCCGGAGGAUCGAGACUUCUCGGUGUGGCGCGGCGGCGCGGUUCUGGCCAACCUGCCCACCUUCGGCGCCGCUUGGAUCAGUCGGGAGGAAUACGAGGAGCACGGGCCGCAGAUCGUCUUCAGGAAGUGCUUCUGAGACGCACCGCCGUGUAGCGUACCGCGUCGCCAUGUUUCCACAAGUGCAAUAUGAAUGUGUGUCGGACACGGAUCGGUGUCGACAUUUGUCCGUCAGCUGAUGUUGUCCCUGAAGGACCGUUUACUAUUUCUUUUUUUUAAAUGUGUCUUCCCAUUUUUUUGGGGAAGUAUUUCUGUGUCUGGAGAAUUUAAAGAGUCUGUUCGUGGUUUAUGGGACUAGAAUUGAAGCUGGCCUUUGAUCGACGUCGACUUUAUAUAUCCAUAAUAAGCACAUGAAGUAAGGCUACAAAUUAUAUAUAUUAAUCUAAUAUCAAAUCAUGAUGUGUAUUUAUACAACAAUUUAAAGUAAAUUUGUGUUUAUGUGAAACAUGGUGAAAGUUGCUUUCUUUUUUUUUAAACAUUUUUUAUUAUAGAAGCAUAAUAAUUUUGAUGGAUGUUUUGGUGCCACUGUUGGGAAAAAUAUUAAUACAAAUAGUUCUCAUAGAAUUUUCUUUAAUUCUUUAAUUUUCUUUACGAUAUAGUAAUUUUGUCGUAAUAUUACAAUUUGUUUCUUAAAAAUAUUUUAAAACUUUUUUUUGGGAAAAUUCAUAGUAUUUUAUUUUGGCUUUCUGACGAUAAAUGUUCCUUUUUUUUCCCCCCCCGCAAACACUCAAAAUCUUAUGUAUAGAACUAUAUGUAUUUUUCCUAUCGGUGGCCCUAAAACAAAAUAUCCCAAAGCAAAAAUGUAAUGCUACACGUCUGUUUCCUGCUGCUGCAGUAAUGUGAACUGGAGGGGUGAACAUGUGUAUUCUUUUGUCACGCUGCUGGUUAUUUCCCCCACAUGUCGAGCCUCCACUUGAGUGAACAUUUGGUUUUGGGAAGGUUGGCAUAUAGCUUGGUGAUGAUGAAGAAGAACCAGUCCAUGGAGGAAGAUGAGGAGUUCAGUAUUGGUCUGGUCCCGCCUCUCUUGAAUAAGCAGAUAUUGAAUGUACUGUUGCAGGUAACGCGUUUCUGUAAUAUUUACUUAUUUGAGUGCAGUGACUUGCCACUAAUUGUUUAUUUGUUUCUAAAUUAUCUUCUGAUCUGAGAACAGUGGUUGUGUGUAUUCCUUUUAUUUUUGUUAUACUUGCACAGUAGUUGUUUUUUUCUGUAUUAUUUGAAAGGCGUUCCAAAGGUGCCAAAACUGCUGCAUUCAUCUCAAUGCU
Molecule: messenger RNA, 6146 nt
Organism: Cyclopterus lumpus (lumpfish)
Lineage: Eukaryota; Metazoa; Chordata; Actinopteri; Perciformes; Cyclopteridae
Exons: 22
Coding region: 758-4963 (1401 amino acids)
Source: RefSeq, a predicted model, not a curated record